GGCUGCUGGAGGGAGACGAGAGCACCUCCCGGAGCGGAGAAACCAGUUUGGCCGGUCCCGCGGUGCGGAGGGAGAAGGGCGGCUGCAGAGGAAGGGUGCACGGACGCGGGGCGGGGGAAGGCGGAGGAGCCACUGGCGAGCCGCGAGAGCAGGAGGUGCCGCGGCCAACUGGACACGCUUCCCGGGGCCCCCGGCCAGCCCCCGUGCGCCAUGCAGCGCUAGCGCAGCGGCCGGGGCUGGGGCUGGGCGGGUGGUGGCAGCGGCCAGGUGCGCAGCGAGCGUUUGGAGCGGCGCGCAUCCAGCGGAUGCCCCAGCCGGGGCCCAGCAAGCGCCAGCAGGUAGUUCCAAUUUGCCAGCAGAAUGAGUACAGAAAGAGACUCAGAAACGACAUUUGAUGAGGAUUCUCAGCCUAAUGAUGAAGUGGUUCCCUACAGUGAUGAUGAAACAGAAGAUGAACUUGAUGACCAGGGUUCUGCUGUUGAACCAGAACAAAAUCGAGUCAACAAGGAAGCAGAGGAGAACCAGGAGCCAGUCAGGAAAGAAUGUACAUGGCAAGUCAAAGCAAAUGAUCGAAAGUACCACGAACAACCUCAUUUUAUGAACACAAAGUUCUUUUGUAUUAAGCAGAGUAAAUAUGCGAAUAAUGCAAUUAAAACAUAUAAGUACAACGCUUUUACCUUUCUACCAAUGAAUCUGUUUGAGCAAUUUAAGAGAGCAGCCAAUUUUUAUUUCCUGGUUCUUCUUAUCUUACAGGCAAUUCCUCAAAUCUCUACCCUGGCGUGGUACACCACACUAUUCCCCCUGCUUCUGGUGCUGGGCAUUACUGCAAUCAAAGACCUGGUGGACGAUGUGGCUCGCCAUAAAAUGGAUAGGGAAAUCAACAAUAGGACGUGUGAAGUCAUUAAGGAUGGCAGGUUCAAAGUUGCCAAGUGGAAAGACAUUCAAGUUGGAGAUGUCAUUCGUCUGAGGAAAAAUGACUUUGUUCCAGCUGACAUUCUCCUGCUGUCCAGCUCUGAGCCUAACAGCCUCUGCUACGUGGAAACAGCGGAACUGGAUGGAGAAACAAAUUUAAAGUUUAAGAUGUCACUUGAAAUCACAGACCAGUAUCUCCAAAGAGAAGAUGCAUUGGCAGCAUUUGAUGGUUUUAUUGAAUGUGAAGAACCCAAUAACCGACUAGAUAAGUUUACAGGAAUACUAUCUUGGAGAAAAACAAGGUUUCCUUUGGAUGCUGAUAAAAUUUUGUUACGUGGCUGUGUGAUUAGGAAUACCGAUUUCUGCCAUGGCUUAGUCGUUUUUGCAGGUGCUGACACUAAAAUAAUGAAGAAUAGUGGGAAAACCAGAUUUAAAAGAACUAAAAUUGAUUACUUGAUGAACUACAUGGUUUAUACGAUCAUUGUCGUUCUCAUUCUGCUUUCUGCUGGUCUUGCCAUCGGCCAUGCUUAUUGGGAAGCACAGGUGGGCAAUUACUCUUGGUACCUCUAUGACGGAGAAGACGCUACACCCUCCCUCCGUGGAUUCUUCAAUUUCUGGGGCUACAUCAUUGUUCUGAACACUAUGGUACCCAUCUCUCUCUAUGUCAGCGUGGAAGUGAUUCGUCUUGGACAGAGUCACUUCAUCAACUGGGACCUACAAAUGUACUAUGCUGAGAAGGACACACCCGCAAAAGCUAGAACCACAACGCUCAAUGAACAACUCGGGCAGAUCCAUUAUAUCUUCUCUGAUAAGACGGGGACGCUCACACAAAAUAUCAUGACCUUUAAAAAGUGCUGUAUCAAUGGGCAGAUAUAUGGGGACCAUCGGGAUGCCUCUCAACACAACCAUAACAAAAUAGAGCAAGUUGAUUUUAGCUGGAACACAUAUGCUGAUGGGAAGUUUGCAUUUUAUGACCACUAUCUUAUUGAGCAAAUCCAAUCAGGGAAGGAGCCGGAAGUGCGACAGUUCUUCUUCUUGCUCGCAGUUUGCCACACGGUCAUGGUGGAUAGGAUUGAUGGUCAUCUCAAUUACCAGGCAGCCUCUCCUGAUGAAGGUGCCCUGGUAAACGCCGCCAGGAACUUCGGCUUUGCCUUCCUCGCCAGGACCCAGAACACCAUCACCAUCAGUGAGCUGGGCACUGAAAGGACCUAUAAUGUUCUUGCCAUUUUGGACUUCAACAGUGACCGGAAGCGAAUGUCUAUCAUUGUAAGAACUCCAGAAGGCAAUAUCAAGCUUUACUGUAAAGGUGCUGAUACUGUUAUUUAUGAACGGUUACAUCGAAUGAAUCCUACUAAGCAAGAAACACAGGAUGCCCUGGAUGUNUUUGCAAAUGAAACUCUUAGAACCCUAUGCCUUUGCUAUAAAGAAAUUGAAGAAAAAGAAUUUGCAGAAUGGAAUAAAAAGUUUAUGGCUGCCAGUGUGGCCUCGACCAACCGAGACGAAGCUCUGGAUAAAGUAUAUGAGGAGAUUGAAAAAGACUUAAUUCUUCUGGGAGCUACAGCUAUUGAAGACAAGCUACAGGAUGGAGUUCCAGAGACCAUUUCAAAACUUGCAAAAGCUGACAUUAAGAUUUGGGUUCUUACUGGAGACAAAAAGGAAACUGCUGAAAAUAUAGGAUUUGCUUGUGAACUUCUGACUGAAGACACCACCAUCUGCUACGGGGAGGAUAUUAAUUCUCUUCUUCAUGCAAGGAUGGAAAACCAGAGGAACAGAGGCGGAGUCUACGCAAAGUUCGUACAGCCUGUGCAGGAACGUUUUUUUCCGUCUGGUGGAAACCGCGCCUUAAUCAUCACUGGUUCUUGGCUGAAUGAAAUUCUUCUCGAAAAAAAGACCAAGAGAAGUAAGAUUCUGAAGCUGAAGUUCCCAAGGACAGAAGAAGAAAAACGAAUGCGGACCCAAAGUAAAAGGAGGCUAGAAACUAAGAAAGAGCAGCGGCAGAAAAACUUUGUGGACCUGGCUUGUGAGUGCAGUGCAGUCAUCUGCUGCCGCGUCACCCCCAAGCAGAAGGCCAUGGUGGUGGACCUGGUGAAGAAGUACAAGAAAGCCAUCACGCUGGCCAUUGGAGACGGGGCCAAUGACGUGAACAUGAUCAAAACUGCCCACAUUGGCGUUGGAAUAAGCGGACAAGAAGGAAUGCAAGCUGUCAUGUCGAGUGAUUAUUCCUUUGCCCAGUUCCGAUAUCUGCAGAGGCUACUACUGGUGCAUGGCCGGUGGUCUUACAUAAGGAUGUGCAAGUUCCUACGAUACUUCUUUUACAAAAACUUUGCCUUUACUUUGGUUCAUUUCUGGUACUCCUUCUUCAAUGGCUACUCUGCACAGACUGCAUACGAGGACUGGUUCAUCACCCUCUACAACGUGCUAUACUCCAGCCUGCCUGUGCUCCUCAUGGGGCUGCUCGACCAGGAUGUGAGUGACAAACUGAGCCUCCGAUUCCCUGGGUUAUAUGUAGUGGGACAAAGAGACUUACUAUUCAACUAUAAGAGAUUCUUCGUAAGCCUGUUGCAUGGGGUCCUAACAUCGAUGAUCCUCUUCUUCAUACCUCUUGGAGCUUAUCUGCAAACCGUAGGGCAGGAUGGAGAGGCACCUUCCGACUACCAGUCUUUUGCCGUCACCAUGGCCUCUGCUCUUGUAAUAACAGUCAAUUUCCAGAUUGGCUUGGAUACUUCUUACUGGACUUUUGUGAAUGCUUUUUCAAUUUUUGGAAGCAUUGCACUUUAUUUUGGCAUCAUGUUUGACUUUCAUAGUGCUGGAAUACAUGUUCUCUUUCCAUCUGCAUUUCAAUUUACAGGCACAGCUUCGAACGCUCUGAGACAGCCGUACAUUUGGUUAACUAUCAUCCUGACUGUUGCUGUGUGCUUACUGCCUGUCGUUGCCAUCCGAUUCCUGUCAAUGACCAUUUGGCCAUCAGAAAGUGAUAAGAUCCAGAAGCAUCGCAAGCGGUUGAAGGCGGAGGAGCAGUGGCAGCGGAGGCAGCAGGUGUUCCGCCGGGGCGUGUCGUCAAGGCGCUCGGCCUAUGCCUUCUCGCACCAGCGGGGCUACGCGGACCUCAUCUCCUCUGGGCGCAGCAUCCGCAAGAAGCGCUCGCCCCUUGAUGCCAUCGUGGCCGAUGGCACCGCAGAGUACAGGCGCACCGGGGACAGCUGAUCCCUGUCCCCCCCAGGCCGGGAUGCGGCCGCACAGAGCACGUCUAUUUUUUUAUGAAAGACUCUCAGGACUUUUUGUGUGUGUGGAUUGCAUUCGUCACAAAGAUAUUGAAGACAAUAAAUAACCUUUAUAACAAA
This is a messenger RNA of Cebus imitator (Panamanian white-faced capuchin), 4253 nucleotides long. It is a transcript of the gene ATP8B1, whose product is annotated as ATPase phospholipid transporting 8B1. Gene Ontology annotation, molecular function: ATP hydrolysis activity; ATP binding; magnesium ion binding. Bases 361 to 4116 code for a protein of 1251 amino acids. Gene Ontology annotation, biological process: Golgi organization; phospholipid translocation. Gene Ontology annotation, cellular component: plasma membrane. The transcript has 28 exons. Lineage: Eukaryota; Metazoa; Chordata; Mammalia; Primates; Cebidae. The record is from RefSeq and is a predicted model, not a curated record.